Messenger RNA from Neolamprologus brichardi, 4147 nucleotides. Its product is annotated as PDZ domain-containing RING finger protein 4. The record is from RefSeq and is a predicted model, not a curated record. Gene Ontology annotation, molecular function: protein binding. Lineage: Eukaryota; Metazoa; Chordata; Actinopteri; Cichliformes; Cichlidae.
AGGAAGAAAAAGGGGGGAGUGUCUCAGUGAGCGCGAGUCACAACCCUGGUGUAUGAGCCUGAACGCACGCCUGUGUGUGCGCGUGUGAGUGUAUGAGUCUGAAAUAGAGGGAGCGGGAUAGAGGAGACACUCCGGCUGAUGCUGAAACGGCCGCCGCUACUUCACUGCCGCUGUUCACAUCUGAACCUUCUUCUGUCAGGCUCAGCUGGAGCUUUCUGUUCCUCUAAGCUGGGGUUGCUUGUGACUGCCUGAAUGUGUGAAUGGGAUGCCUGAAAAGAGAUGCUCGCUAAGGAGUGACUGAUGAGAACCAGCGCUCCGGUGUGGAGGGUGACCCCCCUGUGUCCGUACCACCACUACUUGGGGAGAAUUGGACGCCUGGCGUUUCCACGACAACUAUAAUGGGCUGCAAUCUGUGCACUUUACAGAAGCGAGAGGAACACUACAAGCUCCUGUAUGAGAUCGCACAGGUGAAUGGAAAAGAGUUGUCCAAGUCCAGCCAUGAAGAGACUGUGGAAGCCUUUCGCCCUGCCAAGGACCCCGUCGUGGUGCAGGUCAUCCGGCGGACCCCCAGCGGGCGCCCCCAUGGCCCCCCUCAGGAAAUCCAUGUGGUGGAUGUGUGCACUCAGACUGACAUCACCUUUGAACACAUCAUGGCGCUGGCAAAACUCCGGCCUUCAACCCCUCCUGUGCCUGACGUCUGUCCCUUCCUGCUCUCUGACAGCUGUCAUUCCCUUCAUACAAUGGACCAGGAUUACUACGAAGGGACUGACUACCUCUCCCCUGUACCCGCUGAUGGAGACAGGACAGAGGAGUUUGAGUAUGAGGAAGUAGAACUGUGUCGACUCAACAGCCAAGAGAAGUUGGGCCUAACUCUGUGCUACAGGACAGAUGAAGAAGAAGAUGUGGCCAUCUAUGUUAGCGAGAUAAGUCCAAACAGCAUCGCUGCCAGAGAUGGACGAAUCCGGGAGGGGGAUCGCAUUUUACAGAUUAAUGGCCAGGAUGUACAGGACAGGGAGGAAGCCAUGGCUGCACUCUCCAGUGACGAGUGCAGGAACAUCAUACUGCUGGUUGCCAGACCUGAGAUGCAGCUGGAAGAAGCCUGGCUGGAUGAUGAACAUAGCGAGUUCCUGGAGCAACUGAAGAUGGAAAUGUUGGAGGAGCAGCAAAGAGAGGAAAUGGAAUUAGCUGCCUUACAAGAGGAACAGGAGAAUGAACAGAGAACAGAGGAUGAUAAGCCCACUUGUUCCACACUCCCUCAUCAUAAGGACAAUGUACUGAGCAUAAAGGACAGGAUGGGGAACUCGCAGCAUAAUGUCAUGGCACAUAUCCAGAAACGUCUGUCCCAGUGCCUGAAAGACAGUCGGGACACGCACUCUACCACCAGCUCCAUGCGGCUAGACGACAAAGCAGAUGAGGAUGACGAUGAAGCAGAAGGUGAUCGCUUCCAGCAGCUCUUGGAACUGAAGUGUCAAAUACGCAACAGCGGCGAGUACGACCUGUUCUACAGCCGCCGGAGCACUAUUGAGUGCAGCAUGGGGGAGCAGGCGGGGGUACAGCACGAGCUGCGUAUGCUCAAUGAGGAACUGCGCAGCAUCGAGCUUGAAUGUCAGAACAUCAUGCAGGCCCAUAAACUUCGUAAGGGUCAGCAGUCUCCCUCAGUGGGCCAUUCUACACCCUCCACCAAAAUCCAAAGCUUUCACCGCGGUGAGCCCUCAAAGGGCAAGCUGGCCGACAUUAACGAGAGGCUAGAGAAAUCGGACAAGGACAGCUCCAGUGCCUACAACACAGCAGAGAGUUCACGCAGCACCCCUCUGGCAAUGGACCGCUCCCCGGAGCACUCACUCCAGAGAAUGGUUAGUCUUACAAACCAGAGGAACCUCUGCAGCGGCCUCGCUGCUGGUCAUUCUCUUAGCCUGAGCCCCAUCCCAGCGUGCCGCGCUCCACUCCUGGGUAAGAGCAGCAGCCCUGACCACAGCAAUCCUUCUGAGUCAGACCAAACACCUCAGGCUGAGGAAGAGAGCAGAGGGAAACUAAACCAAAGCGCUUCCCGAAAUCCAUACUUCUCACCUUCUCACAGUUCCCAGCAGAGGCAGACCAACAUCCCAGCUCACGCCCGCCACUACCAGAGCUACAUGCAGCUGAUACAACAGCGCUCAGCUGUAGAGUACGCUCAGAGCCAGCUCAGUCUACUUAGUGUCUGUAAAGAGCCUCAGAGGCCCAUUACAGAGCCCAAGAUGGAGUGGAAGGUCAAGAUCCGUAGUGACGGUACCCGCUACAUCACCAAGAGGCCUGUGAGAGACAAGAUCCUGAAGGAGCGAGCCCUUAAGAUUAAAGAGGAACGCAGCGGGGGAAUGACGACAGAUGACGACGCAAUGAGUGAAAUGAAGAUGGGGAGGUACUGGAGCAAAGAGGAAAGAAAGCAGCACCUCGUCAGAGCGAAAGAACAGCGGAAGAGGCGAGAGUUCAUGCAGCGCAGUCGGCUGGAGAGCUUGAGGGAGAACCCUCAGAGCAGCAGUGAGGGUCGAAAGGAAGUUAGCAUCAUAGAGCUCAGCCACAAGAAGAUGAUGAAGAAACGCAACAAGAAGAUCUUGGAUAACUGGAUGACAAUCCAGGAGCUGAUGACUCAUGGUACCAAGGCCCCAGAGGGAGCUAAGGUACACAAUGCCUUCCUUUCAGUCACUACUGUAUAAAAAAACAAAACAAACACACACAUUCUACCCCAUGUGGUACGACAUACUUGCCUCGUUAAAUGUGGCAUUUUUACAUGGACAAUAGGAAUAUUUUUCACACUUUGUAACCCAAAAAAAGCAUUUUGUAAAGAAUUUAUCAGCAGCAUCAUGACAUUUUGAUGUUUUUCCAAGAUUGUUUUUUUCACAUCACUCUGUGGGGAAAAAGCAUUUUUUCUAUGAUACAAUGACAAUACAAUUAUUUUGUUAUUUUACGCAAAACAUGUUUAUCUUUUCAAUUCUAUUUUCAUAUUUAUGUUGUAACCACUUAACUCAAGACAGUUCUAAGAGACUUUUUUUUCUUUCAUGUAAUAUGCACACUUACCAAUGGAGCAUCAGCUGGUCACUUGCUUUUUACUUUUUUAAAUAAAUACAAACUAACGUAUACGUAUGCAGUCUUUGUCUCCUAUUCAAAGCAAAGGAGACGUGGACAUAGUUACUCCUCAUUGUCCUGAAUUUUAAAGACAAUUCCCAUGGAAACGAGGAGGUGGGAGGGGGUAAGGAUUUGGCGCUGCACGUUGAAUUGAAUUGUUAUCAGCAAUUUGCAAAAACAUCUUUAAAAAAGUUGGAUACCUCAUUUUACAGCAAAGCACGUGUUGUUUCUAUAACCUCAACAACAAAGCUACAAAUUGGGAACAAAGCAAAGCUGCUGCACUAACAGUUUAGUGGAGAAAUACAGUUUUGGACACAGAAUCACAUGUCUUAAAACUUUUAAAUACUUUUGAUUCAUUAGUAAAGAGGACAUUUAAAAAUAUGUCCUGAUAUGCUUUGUUUGUCUGGUUUGGCAGCUUUGGGUAAAAUUUUUGUAUUCAGUUUUAUUUUGUGGGUUUAUUUUCUACAUAUAUGACAACAGAUGAACCUUCCCAUAGCUUUUACAUAUCAGUACUUUUUACUCUCCCACAUACACCUUAACUCAGCAUAGCCUUAACAACCAGACAUGAAUCAACGGCGAUCAAGUUGCCAGUUCUGUGGCGACAUGAUUUCAACCGCAAAACUGUCUGUGUAUCUUUGCAACAGAGAUAUUUUGUUCAGACUUAUUCAUACAUUGUAUGAUUUGAGUUUUUGACAACUGGAAACAUUCAUAUAUAUUGUAUAAUAGUUCUGAUUCAUAUUUGCAGUUACAUCAAAGUGGUGUUAGGACGAUUGCCACUGAGCAGGACUCAGAACACAGCAUUUUAGAACUGGUGAGAUAAACGGGUUGCCAUUUAUCAAAAGUCUUAUAGUCCAGUUACGUGUAUAGUAAACUCCAUCCAAAUGAAUACUUUUUAAGUGAAGUAUUGUAAAUUUGAAAUUUUUGAAAACUAAGUCCUGUAACGUUUUAAGUCGAUGUCUGAUGGUCUGAAGUAAAGCGUAGGUGGAACAUUUGUAGCCAGGUAAAAUGUGUUAUAAUGGUGAUCUUUGCAAAAGAAAUGAUAAUAAAU